Messenger RNA from Eremothecium cymbalariae DBVPG#7215, 2358 nucleotides. RefSeq names its product CCR4-NOT core exoribonuclease subunit CCR4 (gene CCR4). NCBI's taxonomy places the organism in Eukaryota, Fungi, Ascomycota, Saccharomycetes, Saccharomycetales, Saccharomycetaceae. The coding region runs from base 1 to 2358 and encodes 785 amino acids. Gene Ontology annotation, cellular component: cytoplasm; CCR4-NOT complex; nucleus. Gene Ontology annotation, biological process: nuclear-transcribed mRNA poly(A) tail shortening. The record is from RefSeq and is a predicted model, not a curated record. Gene Ontology annotation, molecular function: poly(A)-specific ribonuclease activity; protein binding. The transcript has a single exon.
AUGAAUAACCCUCCGCCAAUGAUGGGGUAUCAACUUUCCGCUGGGGCGAGUGUACCGCAAAUGCUUGGUACUCCUCAAGGACUGGCGCAGCAGUUGCAUCAGGGUGGGGCGCAGCAGCCGCAACCUCAGCUGCAGCUGCAGCCGCAGCCGCAGCCGCAGCAGCAGCAGCAGCAGGUGUUGCAGCAGCCGCCAGGGUUAGGUAACAAUUCUCAGCAGUUGUUGAGUCAGUUAAACCAGACGAAUGUUUCUAACACGGGGAAUCCGUUGUAUCAUCCGCACCAGAGCGAUCCGUCGCUGGUUAAUAAUCCGAUCUGGAAGCUGCAGCUGCAGCUGGCUGCGAUUUCGAGGCAGUCGGUGGGUCAAGCAAAUGCGUAUGCGAGGCAGAACGCUAUGAAGAAGUAUUUGAUGAAUCAGUCGGGUACUGCUGGGCAGACGCAGCAGACGGGGGGCCAGCAGUCGGGGCAGGCACAGCAGCAGGGGCAGGGACAGGCACAGCAGGGGCAGCAGCCGGGGCAGGCUGCAGAUAUAGCCAAGUCGCUGGUGGACUUUACCAAGCAGUAUCUUUUGGAGAUGGUUAGUGAUCUGGGCGUGCCAGCCAGCUCUACGACUCCUGGGCCCGGCCAGCAGGAGCAGAGGCCGCAUGGGACUCCGUUGUCCACUCCCAGCACUCCAAAGGCGGAGCUGGUGAACAACACACAGUCCACGCCGUCGAUGUUGCUGCAGCAGCAGCAGCACAAGAAGCUGUCGCAGUUUAAUAUCGACGAGGACGACGAAGUGGAGCAUCGGAUGGUGGCGCCGGUGAAUACGAAGUACGAUGAGCAGCUUUGGCACACGAUCGAUCUGUCGAACUUGGCACUUUACAACCUUAACGAUAACCUGUUCAAGUACGACUUUUUAACGCGGUUGUAUCUGAACGGGAACAACUUGACGCAACUGCCCCCUGCUAUCAAGAAGCUACGGAAUUUACGAGUUUUGGAUGUGUCGCAUAAUAGAUUGACGGAGUUGCCCACCGAACUAGGCAUGUGCUACCAACUGAAGUACCUUUAUUUCUUUGAUAACAUGGUCUCGAGUCUGCCUUGGGAGUUUGGCAAUCUAUUCAACUUGCAAUUUCUGGGUUGUGAGGGGAAUCCAUUGGACAAGCAGUUAAUAAAGACCUUGACGGAGAAGUCGGUGACAGGUUUAAUCUUCUAUCUAAGGGAUAACGCCCCGGAGCUCCCGCUACCGGAGCCUCGUCAUUUUAUUGAGAUUAACGCGGACGGAGAGUUGACCCAGGAACAUGUAUCGUUAGAAGAAUCCAAUAGCCACGUGAAUCAGGACACCCUCAAGAGGUCUUUCACCCUCUUGUCGUACAAUACCCUAUGCCAGCAUUAUGCAACCCCCAAGAUGUACCGCUUCGUGCCAUCGUGGGCCCUAAGCUGGGAUUAUAGACGUGAAAAAUUAAAAGAGGAGGUCUUAUCUUAUCAGACAGAUGUCAUUUGUUUGCAGGAGGUGGAAAGUAAAACCUACGAGGAGUUCUGGUUGCCUUUGUUGGAAAAGCAAGGUUAUUCGGGAGUUUUCCAUGCAAAGACUAGGGCAAGAACGAUGCAGGUAAAGGACGCCAAAAAGGUAGAUGGAUGCUGCAUCUUUUACAAAAACUCGGAAUUUUCGUGUAUCUUCAAGGAUGCUAUUGACUUUAGCAGUGUUUGGAUGAAACAUAAAAAGUUCCAGCGCACGGAGGACUACUUGAACCGUGCUAUGAAUAAAGACAACAUAGCCUUGAUUGUGAAACUAAAACAUGAGCUAAGUGGAGAACAUGUCUGGGUUGUAACAACCCAUUUGCAUUGGGAUCCUCACUUUAACGAUGUCAAGACCUUCCAGGUUGGUGUAUUACUGGAUUACAUUGAGAAACUAUUAAAACAACAAAGCAACAUCGGAAACCCUCAAGAGAAGAAGAAAGUUCCGCUAAUCAUCUGUGGUGAUUUCAACUCUCAAUCUCACUCCGCUGUAGUGGAGUUAUUCACUACUGGAUUUGUAAAGUCUCAUAAAGAUAUUGAAGGACGCGACUUUGGCUACAUGUCUCAAAAAAACUAUGCUCACAAUUUAUCCCUAAAAUCCAGUUAUGAGGUUAUUGGAGAACUACCUUUUACUAAUUUGUCUCCGUCAUUUACUGAUGUUAUCGAUUACAUAUGGUAUUCUACACAAGCUUUACGUGUACGUGGGGUACUAGGCGCCAUAGAUCCAACAUAUGCUUCCAAAUUUAUCGGUCUACCUAAUGAUAAAGUUCCAAGCGACCAUAUACCUUUGCUGACGAGAUUCGAGUUUACGAAGGGCUCCUCUAGCAGUAAUGGUAACGGCAACAACAACGGUAUGAUUAUAUGA